Anopheles coluzzii is the source of this 685-nucleotide messenger RNA. RefSeq names its product ejaculatory bulb-specific protein 3-like. The transcript is spliced from 2 exons. The record is from RefSeq and is a predicted model, not a curated record. Bases 90 to 596 code for a protein of 168 amino acids. Lineage: Eukaryota; Metazoa; Arthropoda; Insecta; Diptera; Culicidae.
UGCUGUGGUUGUUCAACCGCAAAACUCUCAACAGCAAGAACGCCAAAGUGAUCGUGUGUAGUGAUAAAACUGUGUGUGGUUUUUUAGUAAUGGAGCGCUUUCUACUACUGUUGCUGUUCGUGGCGAUCGUGCUCGGUGAAACAGCGAACGAAACCUACGUCACCAAGUACGAUAACAUCGAUCUGGAGGAAAUUUUCAGCAGCAAACGUUUGAUGGACAACUACAUGAACUGUCUGAAAAACGUUGGUCCUUGUACGCCCGACGGCCGAGAGCUGAAAGACAACCUUCCCGAUGCGCUGAUGAGCGAUUGCGUGAAAUGCUCCGAAAAGCAACGGAUCGGUUCGGACAAGGUGAUCAAGUUCAUCGUCGCCAACCGGCCGGACGAUUUCGCGAUCCUCGAGCAGCUGUACGAUCCGACCGGCGAGUACCGGCGGAAGUACAUGCAGUCGGACGCGCUGGCCGAGCACGUGAAGCAGGAAGACCGCGACUUAUCGUCGAGCGGCGACGGCGACGCAGACACUGAGACCGAAGCCCACGCAACCGAGCAUAGCUCUCAAGAUCAUGACCACCGUGAAGGACAGUCGGAUGCGGAGUGAAAAUGGAAGCACAAACGCCACCAUGUACUGCAAUUGUGUGUAAUAAAAAUCACAUUCGCUUCAUAGCGUCAAUAAUUCACACAAAUACA